CUCCGGAAUUGACGUUAUACACGUGUAGCAUGAUGGUGGCUAGCAGCAGCUGAGAGAAGCCACAUAAAAUAUUAUUUGUGAUAUCAGGUUGUUAGUUGCAAUUUUGCAUGUUUAUUAAAAAGUCCUUCCCUAAACGUGAAAUCACUCAAGUUCUGGGGAGUCAUGGUGACAAAGAAGAAAACGAUGAAAGUGGAGGCUGUGGUAUUGGACAAGGACAGACUUGACAAGUUGAUAGUGUCGCUCUCUGUGGAUGGAGGAGAUGAGUGGAUCAGACAGCUUGCCCAGACCUUGCAGGACUGUCUGGCAUUGACUGACCCAAUGCAGCAGAUCCAACUGGUCAAGAAGGCAGGAUCUCAGUUGGAGCUGCUGAGUGAGGAGGAAACUUCCCGUGGGCCUCUCCUCCAGGCCUGUCUGCACACCAUGGCCCUCAUCUACACCUCCCUGCUGGCCAAGAACCCCCUCCGUAGGGCCAGCGCCAGUGCCCUAAGCUCUGUACCGGACUGGCUGCAGGAGCAGACUGUCAGCUGUCUGUCCGCGUGCCUGUCGGACAGACUGUCCACUGUGGGCUCAGACCACACGUCGUACUCACACCUAAUAGACUCUAUCACAGCUUGUCUAGAUGCCUUUCCUCUUGGUGAGAGGUGUAUACACAGGCUGCUAGCAGAGGUGUUACCGUUCCUCCAUAAGGCCUUGAGUGAAUACCUCCAACUGAACAGUGGUCUAGCAGGUCGCCAUGUGGUCCAGGCCCAGCUCAUGCACUCGUGUCUGGCUGCGGUCAAGGCCUCCAUGCUGGUGGUGCAGAGGUCCCAGGAGCUCAUCAGCGCCGUCCUACAGGCCGUUCAUCCUCACUGCACCCUGCAGCUCACCCUCAGUGGCCUACUGGACUGCUACACACACAUCCUCACAGAUGAGGACUUCCUGCAGUCGGUCCAGAGCACGGCUGGCAUGGCAGUGGUCCUCCUGACCCGGUCUGUCAUGGGGAGUGGAGAUGGAGUGGCCGCGGUGGUGGCAGGUCUCCUGCAAGGUUCAGAGCAGAGUGGCGAGUGCGCCCCCAUGUGGCUGAGACAGAGCUGUACGGGGCUGUAUGACAGUGGCCGUCCCGCGGGGGUGUCCCUCUACCUGUGUCAUGGGGCCCUGGCUAUGCUAAACUGGAGAGGGGCAACCCAGGGGCCACAGAGGGAACAGCUACUGCUGCUGGUUCCCCACACACUGCUGGCGCUGGACACCAGUGUGAAGGAGUCCAGCACAGCCAUGGUGGUAGCCCGCGUGCUGACCCUGUGGAGCGGAGCCGCCUUGGACAGCCUGCAGGGUGGGCUGUCGUCUCCCCCAGGCCUGCUUCAAGACUCCCUCCGCGGGGGCUCAGAGCUCCAGGGGCAGCUGCUGGAGCACGUCUACACCCACUGGGAGCACCCCUUGGAUGGGGUCCGCCACCAGACCCGCGCCCUCUUCAAGAACCUCCUCCUCCUGCACCAGCACAGCAGCCCUCUAGCCUUUUCUGACCCCUACAGGGACCCAUACUUUACCCAGCUAACCCACAACCUGCUGGGCCUGGAGUGGCACCAGAGAGGGAAGUAUGGCUCUUUGGCCUGCCUGGUGGAGCUCCUAGGGGCAGGGUACCUGUUGGCUCUGGACCCCCAGCUGCCCUCACGUCUCCUGGGCUUGAUGGGGGACCAGACCCUGGCACCUUACGCUAGCGACCUGCUAGAGAGGCUGUUUGUCAGUCACAAGGCCCAGCUGGUUGAGGAAGGUGGCACAGGGGGCACAGAGGCGGGCAUGGAGAGGUGGCACCAGACCUGGGUGACCCCAUUGCUUCAGGUGCUGUGUAGAGCCAGGCUGGACCAGACCACCUAUAUCCUGGACUAUUUCCUUCCCAAGUUGCUGCGCUGUUCCCCCUCCAGUCUGGCCCACAUGGUACAGGCCCUACAGGACACCCCACCCUGCAGCUCAGGACCUCCGGGCAGUAGGGGUGCUUUGGGUGCUCUGAUGACAUGUCUGCGUGCAGCACGGUCCCAGGGGGUGGUCCAGUCAGAGGAGGGGCUGUGGGGGGGACUUGUACCCCUGUUUCUGCUGCGUCAGGCUCUGGUUCACAAACACGACCAGGUGCGAAUGGACGCUCUUGGGUUAUUGUGCGAGAGUCAUCGUCGCACAGAGGUUCUGACCUCGCAGGAAAUGGAGCUGCUUCAACACUUCCUGCCCUCCAGUCUGAACAGCCAAUCACCAGGAGUCAGGCAGCUGACCGUCAGCCUGCUCAAAAAGCUGCUGUGCAGAGUGAAGGAUAGUGGUCAGUCAUUGCAGCGGAGGCUGGUCCAGGAGAGAGGCCAGGGACAGAAGGACAGAGACCGACACAUCCUGGACACGUACAAGGAGUUCCUGUGCUGGCUGUGUGAGAGUCUGUUCGGUGUGCUUCUCCCCGGGGCCUCCUUCUCCACCUGUCUGACAGCCCUCCACCUGCUGUGUCAGCUGGCCCACCUCUUCACCUUCAACACCGGGUCUGAUGAUGUGUUUGCUCUGGGAGAGAUGGUGACCCCUGCACACGCGCAGAAUGUCCUCUACUGCAUCGCCAGCAACUUCCUGGAGGUCAAGCAGCUGGCCUCUGCGUUGCUACGGCAACUCCCUCCAUCUGCCGUGGGGCUGCAGGAGCCAGGUAGGAUGCUGUCUCUGCUCCAGGCAGCUCUGGACCUCAGCACCAGCACCAAGCCUUUUGACAGUGUCACGGCUGCCCACCUCUUCAACCUAUUCCUCCACCAGCCUGCCCUGCCCCAGGCCCUGUUGCUCUGUGCCCAGGAGCAGGGCCUCUCCUUCCAGCCUCCUGCUCUAACCCAGCCCCAGGCUUUUGAGGCCCUCACCCUGGAGACGAACACUCUGGCAGUGGUGCAGUUCUUGUUGCUGUGUCUGAAGGCUGAGGUGGUGAAGGCAGAGUCGUCUCUCCUGCUGGCGGCAGCCUCCUACCCUCUCUACGGCCGAGCCCACUGUAUCACUGCUGCCUUACAGCAACUCAACACCGGGUGUCUGACUCUGACAGGCCAGUGGAGGAGUGUGGUGUCAGAGCUCAUCACAGUGUCCUAUAGGAUGUCUGACGUGGUGUCACCUGUCGUCCAGAGCUCCUCCCCCGAAGGCCUCAUCCCCAUGGAUACCGACUCAGAAACGUCCGCUGGUCUGCAGAGGAUCCUGCAGGAGAUCCAGCCUCGCGACACCAACGACUUUUUCACCAGCGCUAGAGAGCUGGACACCGAGCCGCCUGGACAGGAGAACGGACCGGCGGCCCCCACAGACAGACCACAGCAUGACAGCACAGGUGGUAGUGGUGAGGGCUACAGGGUGACAGCUCAGAUGGUGUUGGUGUGCUGCUGGAGGAGUAUGAAGGAGGUGUCCAUGGUGCUGGGUCAAGUGUGUCAGAGCCUCCCCUUGCGGACCUCCAGCAAACACUCUGACCAGGGGCUCAUCACCGAGGAGCAGGUGGAGGGGGUGGGCAUGUACUUCCGUCAGCAGCUCCUCCAGUCUCGUCACCGAGGGGCCUUUGAGCUGGCCUACGUGGGCUUUGUACGCCUCACCGACAUGCUGUGCAGGAGUGGAAGCAGAACCCUGCAGCAGCUGCCUGGUCGCUGGCUCACGGAGGUCCUACAGGAGGUCAAGUCCAGCGACCCCUCCUCCAAACUGUGUGCCACGCGACGCAGCGCAGGCAUCCCAUUCUACAUCCAGGCCCUGUUGUCAUCCGAGCCCAAGUCGUCCAGCUGCAGCCUGCUGAAGAUGACCAUGAGAGAGCUGACCGCCCUGGCCAUGCCCUCUCCUGACGGAGCCACUGACCAGACCACUGUCCCUCAGGUUCAUGCUCUCAACAUCCUGAGGGCUCUGUACAGAGACACCCGUCUGGGGGAGAACAUCAUUCCCUUCGUCUCUGAGGGAAUGCAGGCUGCUGUCUUGGGCUUCACCUCCCCCGUCUGGGCUGUGAGGAACUCCUCCACCCUACUCUUCAGCACUCUGAUCACGAGGAUCUUUGGAGUGAAGAAAGGGAAGGACGAGCACUCCAAAGAGAACAGGAUGACGGGCCGGGAGUUCUUCACUCGUUUCCCGGCGCUCUAUCCCUUCCUCCUGAGCCAGCUGGAGGGGGCUGCAGCAUCAGUGGACAGUGACAGUGGUCAGGUGAUUCUGCACCCCAGCCUGUUCCUGUUGCUGCUGGUGUUGGGGCGUCUCUUCCCCUCGCCCAUGGACGGGUCUUCUUCCCCCCUGGGCCUAGCCCCCUUCAUGCCUUUCAUCAUCAGGUGUGGUCGUUCUGCCGUCUACCGGACCCGUGAGAUGGCCGCCCGGGCCCUGGUCCCGUUCGUCAUGGUAACCCAGGUCCCCUCCACCAUUCAGACUCUACUAGAGGAUCUGCCUCUGGAACCCGGGCCUAGAACCCAGCAGAACCACAUCCACGGAACCCUGCUCCAGGUCUAG
This is a messenger RNA of Salmo salar (Atlantic salmon), 4434 nucleotides long. RefSeq names its product tRNA (32-2'-O)-methyltransferase regulator THADA. NCBI's taxonomy places the organism in Eukaryota, Metazoa, Chordata, Actinopteri, Salmoniformes, Salmonidae. The record is from RefSeq and is a predicted model, not a curated record. Gene Ontology annotation, biological process: tRNA methylation. Gene Ontology annotation, cellular component: cytosol.